CUUUCCAACCCUGCUCAUGUCUCAUUCUCUCCUCUGAGACUUGUCCAGGGCUCACACACCCAGCAGCUUCUCAAGGGACACGCUAGACAGACUCACCCAGGACUCUCACACCGAGUAGCCUCUCCCAGGACUCUCACACUGAGAAGCCUCACCCAGGGCUCUCACACUGAUUAGCCUCUCUUAUGAGUCUUGUCUCAUGCUAAGCAGCCUCUCUCAAGACUCUCACACUGAGCAGGAUCUCCCAGAAUUGACACACCGAGCAGACUCUCCCAGAACUCUAUCUGAGCUGCCUCUCCCUGGACUCUCACACUGAGCUGCCUCUCCCUGGAAUCUCACACUGAAUAGCCUCUCACUGGACUUUCACACUGAGCAGCCUUACCCUGGACUUUCACACUGAUCUGCCUCUCCCUGGACACUCACACUGAGAGACCUCUCCCUGGACCCUGACACUGGAUAGCCUCUCCCUGGAAUCACACACUGAGCAGCCUCCCCCUGAACUUUCACAUUGAGCAGCCUCUUCCUGGACUUUUUUCUCUGAGCAGCCUGUCCCAGGAUCAACAUACUUUGCAGCCUCUAUUUGGAUAAACACAUGAUGGCCUCACCUCAUGAUCAACAUAUGCUGCAGCCUCUCCUGGUUAUGUCUUUUAAUGGAACCUCUCCCAGUCCCAAAAAGUGUUUCCUGAGCCCAAUCCACACAGAUCUUUUCCAUAUCCAACCCAUGCAUAAGCAUAUCCCACACACAAGCCUAGACCUGGUACUCAAAACCCUAUCCUAGAUCCAAGUCACUCAAGCUCAGUUUAAGCAGAUACUCAGGAUAUUUUUGGAGGAGCAUUCGCCAUUUGGGCAGUGACAUUUAUGCUUGUGGUUCAGGGUCUGUCGGCUGAGUGCUUAGUUACCAAGGCUGGGUUAAGGUGAUCUCCAGAAAGAUGCUGAGGUGUCAGUUGGUCUUCGUUCUGGUGUCCCUGUCCUGCACUGCUCAGGAAGGGAGAGGAGGCUAUGGGAUGAAUAUGUUUUCAAUCCAAACAUCUCAGCCGGAUCCCUGCUAUGAUGAGAACGGAAACCCGAGAAGGUGUAUCCCUGACUUUGUGAAUUCAGCUUUUGGUAAAGACGUUAAGGUGUCCAGUACAUGUGGGAAGCCACAGUCGAGAUACUGCGUGGUGACUGAGAAGGGUGAAGACCGAUUCCGUAAUUGUCAUAUUUGCAAUAUGUCAGACCCCAAGAGGGCUCAUCCGCCUUCCUUCUUAACGGACCUCAACAAUCCCCACAACCUUACUUGCUGGCAGUCAGAGAACUAUAUCCAAUACCCCCAAAACGUCACGCUGACCCUUUCUUUAGGGAAAAAGUUUGAGGUCACUUAUGUGAGUCUACAGUUUUGUUCUCCGAGACCUGAAUCCAUGGCUAUCUUUAAAUCUAUGGACUAUGGCAAGUCGUGGGUACCAUUUCAGUUUUACUCAACCCAGUGCAGAAAGAUGUACAACAAACCCAAUAAAGCUAUCAUCACUAAGCAAAAUGAACAGGAGGCUAUUUGCACAGACUCCCACACAGAUAUGCACCCUCUCUCUGGGGGCUUGAUAGCCUUCAGCACCUUGGAUGGUAGACCGUCUGCUCAUGACUUUGACAACUCCCCUGUCCUCCAAGACUGGGUGACAGCCACGGAUAUCAAGGUAGCUUUCAGCCGGCUUCACACUUUUGGGGAUGAGAAUGAAGAUGACUCAGAACUGGCCAGAGACUCGUAUUUUUAUGCCGUUUCAGACCUCCAGGUAGGGGGUCGGUGCAAGUGUAAUGGCCAUGCUUCUAGGUGUGUCAAGGACAGAGAUGACAACUUGGUGUGUGACUGCAAACACAACACAGCGGGGCCUGAAUGUGACCGAUGUAAACCAUUUCACUAUGACCGACCUUGGCAGAGAGCAACAGCACGAGAAGCCAACGAGUGUGUGGCCUGCAACUGCAACCUGCACGCCCGGCGGUGCCGAUUCAACAUGGAGUUGUUCAAACUGUCAGGCCGGCGGAGCGGAGGCGUCUGUCUAAACUGCCGGCACAACACGGCUGGACGGCACUGCCACUACUGCAAGGAGGGUUACUACCGUGAUAUGACCAAAGCCAUCACCCACAGAAAGGCAUGCAAAGCCUGCGAUUGCCAUCCAGUGGGUGCAGCCGGCAAAACCUGUAAUCAGACCACGGGGCAAUGUCCUUGCAAAGAUGGUGUGACUGGCAUAACGUGCAAUAGAUGUGCCAAAGGCUACCAACAAAGCCGUUCGCCCAUUGCCCCCUGUAUAAAGAUUCCUGUUGUCCCCCCUACAACAGCGGCCAGCAGCACGGAGGAACCAGCAGACUGUGACAUCUACUGCAAGGCAUCCAAGGGCAAGCUAAAGAUCAACAUGAAGAAGUAUUGCAAGAAAGAUUAUGCUGUGCAGAUACAUAUCCUUAAAGCAGAGAAGGCAGGAGACUGGUGGAAGUUCACGGUCAACGUUAUCUCCGUCUACAAACAGGGCACCAACCGCAUACGGCGAGGGGACCAGAAUCUGUGGAUCCGCUCCAAGGACAUAGCGUGCAAAUGCCCCAAACUGAAGCCCAUGAAGAAGUACCUGCUCCUAGGUAACGAUGAGGACUCACCUGACCAGAAUGGUGUGGUAGCAGAUAAGACCAGUUUGGUUAUUCAGUGGCGGGACACAUGGGCAAGGAGGCUGAGGAAGUUCCAGCAGAGAGAAAAGAAAGGCAAAUGCAAGAAAGCCUAGGGGGGAAAGUGGAGAGCGGACGACAGUGGCCCUCAGAAGAGAAGAAAGUAGAUGCACGAGAGAGGACCUUAACGGCUGCUUGCUGUAGAUCCCCAAGCAGAUAGGACAUUCCAUUAGAAACUGGGUUUUCCCUUUUUUUUUAUUUUUUUCUUUCCCAGAAGGUGAGAACUUGCAUAUCCCUUUUGGUGUUGGGAGGGAAAGAGAAGAAUCGUUAGAGGGUCACUUUUUUAUACCUGAGACUGACACGUUUGCACCUAAUAUGUAGAGUUAUUCACAGACACACAAGCACGUGGAAUAGAGAGGGGGAGGCAGGUAUGGGGGGAGUGUGUCCCACAGGUUUAUGGUUCAGCUUCUCUCAUGCACCUGUUGCUUAUCUCUCUCCAUGGGAGUCACUCUUUGCCCAAACACCUAACAGCCUAUUAGCCUUCGCACCCGCCCAGACGGAUAUAUGCUGGGCACCUACCAGCUAUAGUGCUCCGACUGCAGAAAUCUAGGUUACUCCUACUCUUGGUCUUCUGCUUAAGUUGUGGGCAAGAAAGAAAUGGACAGUCCCCCCACACUCUCUAUUGCCCUUUCAAGGGUUGCAAGUACUAGGUGUGGAGCCUAGGCAAGAGAUUAAAGGUAAAUCCUAACAUCUGUAUAUCAUUGAAAUAACGUUUUUUUUAAGAGAAUAUCUUUAUGUUGUGUUUUUGUAUGUCUGGUAACCCCAUACAUCCCCCCUGCUAUUCAUAGCAUUAUACAGAGGCAUUUUGCAGUAUUACCUGGUCAGUGUUGGGUCACAGGUACUGCAGAGAGUACUUAUUGCUAUAGAGACACAGAUGUCCAGUAUCAGUGCACAUUGGUAAUGAGGAUUUCAGUGUGAUUCCUGCCAUAGGCACCAGUGUUCUGGGGCAAGCCCUUAAGGAUGAGAGGUUUAUUUUUAUAUUUCUUAGUUUAGCCCCAUUCCCUCCCGAGUCAUGUUCCUUCCCCAAUAAAAUUCACACAUAAGGUUCUUCUGCUGACCAAUGUAUCCCCAGGCACUUCUGCGUGAUUCUCUCCCUUCUCUGCAGCUGCUUUACAGGAGGGAGAGGACUGUGCAGAGAAAUAUCUGAAGAUGAUCCCUGUAUCACCCCUCUGAGGGCUGCUAUACAUACAUGUCUGAUUCAUUUUGCAUUCUUUUUGUAGGUUUUACUUCCCCUUUACAUGCACAAAAUAUGACUUGUGAUCACACACAACAGUGAUGAUUACUUCAUUUACACUGAGUUAUUUUGUUCCACCCUCCAUACUCUUUUCCUGUAUUACCUGACUGACAACAGGGAUUCUGUCUCCCCCGGGGGCUGGAGUACAGGGAGUUGUAGUUCUAGCAUCGCUUCAGAGAGGGGCACAGCCUACAGAAAUUAAUAUUUUCCUUUCCCCAGGCAGCAGAGAUCAGGGAAGGACUAAUUGGUGUUUGUUUUGGCUGAGAGGAAGGGAUGUUAAUGUGUUGGUGUGGAGGGUCGGGAUAUUGGAAUAUUCGCUGCUACCUUCCAGGCCAAGCUCCUGACAGUAAAUCAGAAAUAGUGCAUGACCCCAGCUCACAGCUCAGUGAGUUCAGUGCUAAUUGGGUUCCCGGCAUGGCAGGACGGCUAAUUACUGUAGGUAACGGAUACAGUUUGCAGCUGGGACGGAGGGACCCAUACAGUACAGGCCUCACGCAUUUGCUACUUGUUCCUUCCUGGCUCCUAAUCCUCUCUCUUUGCUCCAAUCAUUUGUAGGAAAUUUCUUGGGGUGAAUCCACAACGUCCCAGGUCAGAUGUUACCCCACGGGUAGUCUUUCCUAUGCACGCAAAUGAUGCCUCUCUGUAAUUGGUUGUUAAUUGGAUGUUACUUGCUCAUCAGAUUCAUGAGGGAGGUUACUUAAAGAACCACAGGAUAAGGACACACGGGGAGACUAGCCUCUUCUUCGGGGCGACAAUCUCCCGAACUGCCUUCCCCUACCUUCCCGCCGGCUAUAAUGAAAAAUCGCCAGCGUGAUGGCCCUCACGGCGGUUCGUUUUCCGCAGUUGUGAGGCAACUUCAGAAAACGAAGCGCCGCGAGUGCCACCCCGCUGCCGAUUUUCCAGAUUUAGAUCCAGUUCAGGGUUGCCAGAUUUACAUUGCAAAAUCAGCCAAAGGCUAUCAAAAAACUAGCCAUAAACCAUUUUAAAAGUACCAAAAAUAGCCCAAUUGGUACAAUGAAAAAUCUUAAUAAAAUAAAGUACAAAAGUACAAAUGCACAAGGAGACAUCAUCACAAUCUCAGCCCAUAAAGGCAUACGGACAUGUGCAUAGAAAUAGACACUAUAUAUAGUUGUACAUACACACAAAGCAGUGCAUCUAUCAAACCCUGUAGACUUUUGAGAUGGGGUGGAGGGGGGGGGGGCAUCAAUACGCAGUAAAUCCUACACAACGAGCAGCCCAUGAGUCCGACCCAUAGACUUUUCCCAUCACCUCAGGACAUGUCUACAGUACCUCCGUCUCAGCCACGCUCCCCCUUAUAUCUCAGAUUCUCUUCAGAGUCCAGUUCCUGCUGCAGCGGCUUGAUUUGCAUUAAAAAAAAUGUGGGCGGGUUUUGAAAGUCCAAACUGGUGGCAACUUCCAAAACUAGCCCAAAUCUGUACGUUUUAAAAGUAUCCCAAAUUGGCUAUAACCCUGCUGACCCUGAUCCAGUUGUGUGUCACAGUAUGGCUAUAUGUACAAGGAACAGCCAAUACCCAAAUGAGCACCUCCCAUAAACAGCCAAUCCCCCAAUGAAUGCCUCCCACAAACAGCCAAUCCCCAAGGAGUGCCUCCUGAGAACAGCCAAUGAGCUCCUCCCAUAAACAGCCAAUACCUCUAAUGAGCACAUCUCGAAAAAUAGCCAAUCCCUUAAUGAGCACCACCCAAGAAACUGCCAAUCCCCCAGUGAGCACCUCCAAAAAAGAAUUACUGCCUGUGCCUGUGCCCAUCCCUUGAAGUUCUCAGUGUGUUUGUGGGGUCUUGUUGCACACACUUUGGGCUCUGAACAUGCAGCAAACCUAUUGGUCUACUGGACCUGUCCCAAAUGGUGACUCAUGUGAUAUUAGUUUUUGCUAUGGGAUAUAUUAUGUAGAAUUAUUGGAGGGGGAUGGAUUUCUGCAUAAGAUCUCUUUCUAAGUCCCCCAUUGUCAAAAUGUAGGUUCUGUGUGCCGAUGACUAGUACAUGAGGGUUAAUGUUUUGGAGCCGGGCACUUCCUCCUGGCGCAGCGGUUACUAAUAUUGACAUAUGAUCUCAGCUGGCACCAGGCCUACCCGGGAAUACAAACAAACAGAGCCGGCAGGUGUUCCACUAGGAUUUCACAAGUCUAGAUUCAGGAUCUGGUGGAGGAAAGGGAAGGGGGAGCAAAUUGCUGCAUUCAUAUUGGCUGUCACCUAAUAAGUAAUAGGGUGCAAGUGUUGAGUUUGGGGCCCUCAGUCCUUAAUCUAUGAGGUCCUUUUAUUCUUCCACCUUCCCGUGUGUUUCUCUUCAUUUGCCCCUAUAGGGGAACACAAAGGCAGGGCCUAGUCUAUAUAAUAGUUGUGGGACUGCACUGUGGCUUCCUGCUAAUUUGUUUAAUAUGACUUAAUGGACCCUGUUGUGUGAAUGUGAUCAGGACUCCAGUUAUAAAGCUUUUGCAGUAUGUUUUUUCCCAUGAAUAGAGCAAAAUAAAAGUGGCUCAGUGGUUAGUGCUGUGGCCUUGUACUACUA
Molecule: messenger RNA, 6437 nt
Organism: Xenopus laevis (African clawed frog)
Lineage: Eukaryota; Metazoa; Chordata; Amphibia; Anura; Pipidae
Gene: ntn1.S
Product: netrin 1 L homeolog
Exons: 7
Coding region: 927-2735 (602 amino acids)
Biological process (GO): motor neuron axon guidance; tissue development; animal organ morphogenesis
Cellular component (GO): cytoplasm; basement membrane; extracellular region
Source: RefSeq, a predicted model, not a curated record